AAUUGGCCAAAUGCACUUCUGGUUGUUGUAUCAAACCAUAAGCACAUUCCGGCGAGAGUACGCGAAGUAUCAGAUAUUGUAGUAGGAGAAAUAAUUGUUUGAAAUCCGAGUAGCAAGAAAGGACCUGAGCCAAUCUUGCUUCGAGUGAAACGCAUUUGAGAGGAACAGAGCCGAUUGUAUCAGGAAUAGCUAACAAGCCUAACGAUGGUUGUGGCAGUGAAGGUUUUCAAGAAGUCCGUUCCGAACGGAAAGCUGACCGUCUAUUUGGGCAAGCGUGACUUCAUCGACCACAUCGACUAUUGCGAACCGGUCGAUGGCGUUAUCGUGAUUGACCAGGACUACCUGCGGGGACGCAAAGUUUACGGCCAGCUCAUUACCACCUACCGUUUCGGCCGCGAAGAGGAUGAGGUCAUGGGGGUCAAGUUCUCCAAGGAGAUGGUCCUGGUCAAGGAGCAGAUCUAUCCGAUGGUAAACGCCAAGAUGGAGAUGACCCCGAUGCAGGAGCGUCUGAUCAAGAAGCUGGGCGCCAACGCGUAUCCGUUCACCUUCCACUUCCCGAACAUGGCCCCAAGCUCGGUUACACUGCAGGCUGGCGAAGAUGACCAGGGCAAGCCCCUCGGUGUGGAGUACUCCAUCAAGAUCUACGUCGGUGGCGAGGACGACGAGGAGAAGGGACAUAAGCGCAGCUCGGUAGGUCUGAUCAUCAAGAAGCUGCAGCAUGCCCCGACCAGCCGUGGUCGCCGUCUGCCUUCCUCGCUGGUCAGCAAGGGAUUCACCUUGUCCCAGGGCAAGGUUAACCUGGAGGUUACCCUCGAUCGGGAGAUCUACUACCAUGGCGAGAAGAUCUCCGCCAACGUUGUGAUCACUAACAACUCCCGCAAGACGGUAAAGAGCAUCAAGUGCUUCGUGGUGCAGCACUGCGAGGUCACGAUGGUGAACGCGCAGUUCAGCAAGCACAUCGCUUCGCUGGAAACCCGCGAGGGUUGCCCCAUUACUCCGGGAGCUAGCUUCACCAAGUCAUUCUUCUUGGUGCCGCUGGCUUCCAGCAACAAGGACCGCCGCGGAAUCGCCCUCGAUGGCCACUUGAAGGACGAGGAUGUCAACCUGGCUUCGUCCACCAUGAUCGGCGAGGGCAAGAGCCACUCCGAUGUCAUGGGUAUCAUCUGCUCGUACUCGCUCCGAGUCAAGCUGAACUGCGGAACCCUCGGAGGAGAACUGCAGACCGACGUUCCAUUCAAGCUGCUGACCCCGGCUCCCGGAACCGUCGAUCGCGAGCGCGUCAACGCCAUGAAGAAAAUGAAGUCGAUCGAGCGCCAUCGCUACGAGAACUCUCACUAUGCCGAUGAUGAUGACAACAUCGUUUUCGAGGACUUUGCUCGGCUGCGAAUGAAUGAACCAGAGUAAGCUAAGCCUGUUAGCCCGGGUAGCGAUUAUCCAUACACACACCUGACCUUACUAAUCCAAGCUGACAGAUCUCUUAAAACAAUUAUGCACUCAUUGAGUUCAUAGCUCUUCUCCCAACUGUUAUCAACCUUAGAUCAAAGCAACACCUACGAUUUCAUGGGACCUAAAUGGGCAACCUAUCCGACCGAGUAACUGAUGUGAUAUUUCAAACUGUUGAUUUUGAGUCUCUGUUUUGAAAAAGUCAUUUGAGCUUUAAAAAAAACUAUAAAAAAGAAAAAAAAAUCAUAAAGUAACACGAAAAAUAGUAUCGAUUCAUCGAUUGAUUUCAAAGCGGGUAGAACAAGGGUAACUGCGCAGUUGAGCAAAUCAGGCACAGAAUCGAUCGAUCAAUCGAAUACGCAAAUAACAACAAAUCUAUUAACACGAUACCAGAAGUGAACGAAUCGAAUGUAAUGAGCUACACGUGCGGAUUAUUGGUUACGUUUACAGUUAUGCGGAUUGUAGCCAAUGAUCAGCAUUACUAAUUUUAAGGACAAAAGCAACAUAUUUGAAUAGCUAGGAACAGCAUUGUGCAUGUAUAUUAUAAUUUUAAUCUGCUACCAAAACGUUCAGCAAUUCCAAUUGAAGCCGCUCGCUGGCCGUCCGCGGGCGGCUCGAAUUGUAAGCACAGGACAUUUGUUGUGGAGAGUAACAGUUUCCUUGUCCCUUUGGAGGUGAGGAGAAUGUUUCGGCAGCACGAAUGUCCACGGAACGCAAACUAAUGCAUUGUAAAUCCUCCCCCUGCUCUUCAUCGUCGAGUACGAAUUUUCCUCUGAGAUAUUGACCAUAUCUCGUGGAGACAGCGUACAUCUGGAUGGGGUGCGGGGGGAAAGGGAUUUGCCGGACAAAUAGGAACCUACAGGAAGUCAAUUUGUUUUAGCUUUAGUUUUGGGUAACUUUUAGUUCGUCGGUUGUUUUGUUGUGUAGAGAUCAGAGUGUAAGCAAAUAGAAAGAAAAACCCGUUACGUUCAGCAGCUAAGAGCAACAUAUGCGAGCCAAGCUAAGGCGAGGCUUUGUGAUUAAAACCAGCAAAUAAAAGACAGGAUUUUUGUUUCGUUUGUUAAGUUUUUUGUAGUACAAUAUGUAAUAUAAUGAAUUGGUUUUCCUACAGCUUCAGAAA
Toxorhynchites rutilus septentrionalis is the source of this 2563-nucleotide messenger RNA. RefSeq names its product arrestin homolog (gene Arr2). Gene Ontology annotation, biological process: G protein-coupled receptor internalization; signal transduction. The transcript is spliced from 4 exons. Lineage: Eukaryota; Metazoa; Arthropoda; Insecta; Diptera; Culicidae. Gene Ontology annotation, cellular component: cytoplasm. Gene Ontology annotation, molecular function: G protein-coupled receptor binding. Bases 205 to 1404 code for a protein of 399 amino acids. The record is from RefSeq and is a predicted model, not a curated record.